CAAUCUUCUGAACCGUGCUCACGCCACAAACGUGUUUCUUGGGCACGGACUGUAAUGCCGUUUUCUGUAGUAUCCUACCGAGUAUGCUGGUGUCAUUAUCACGAUACAGCGCGACACCAUGGAUCACAGCAACGAAGAAGCAAUUCUUUCUCCAAAUGGAUCGCUUGUCAAACAAAUCAAGUCCCAGCGAAUCCAGCCCAGUGUGGCUCAGAAUCUCCCAGCCUUCUACCGCAACGUUGAAGAAGCGCUCGACGGGCGCCGCGCCACCCAAAGUUUGUUCUCCAUCGUUAAUAAUAACUGGCAAACAAACAAUGCCGUCGAUUUUUGCUCUAAUGACUACCUCUCCUGGAAUACAACCGGUUUGAUUCGUUCAAGCUUCCUCGACGAACUAAGCCGCUACCCUGAUUUCAGCGUCGCUGCCGGUGGUUCAAGGGUCAUGGAGGGCAACUAUCCGUAUAUCGAGGAAACUGAGCUGGAAAUUGCGGCCUACCAUGGAGCUGAACAAGGACUAAUUGUGAAUUCGGCAUUUGACGCCAAUGUCAUGGUCUGGUCUGCGCUUCCCCGGCCAGGAGAUGCUAUCGUAUACGAUAGCUUAGUCCAUGCCAGUACCCACGAAGGCAUGGAACGUAGUCUCGCAAUCCAGAGAACCGAGUUCCAACAUAACGAUAUCAAAGCUUUCCGCAACACAUUGGCCUCGAUCCUGGACUCCCAGCCACUGAUCAAACAGGGCAGACGUUCUAUACUUGUAGCAGUCGAAUCUGUGUAUAGCAUGGAGGGCGAUGUUUGCCCCUUACUUGAACUUGUUGAAGUAGCAGACGAAGUUUCCCAAGGUCUUGGAAAUAUUCAGUUCGUAGUAGACGAAACACACAGCGCUGGGCUGAUUGGACCGAACGGUACAGGCCUUGUAUGCGAGCUCGGUUUGGAGACAGAUGUCGCGGUGCGGCUACACACUUAUUCCAAGGCAAUGGGCGCCUGCGGAGGAAUCAUACUCAGUAACGAGCUGAUCAAGUCCGCGCUCAUCAAUUUUGCUCGCCCUACAAUAUAUUCCGCAUCGCCACCGUUCCCAUUUGUCGCAGCAAUUCGGGCUGGGCAUAGGCUGCUUGGUACUCCAGAAGCACUAAAGGGACAAGAGAGCAUACAAUUUCUUGCUCGGACCUUCUUCGAAUCGUUGACCACGCACCCGCUGUGGCCAACAGCUCAAAAAAGGGGUAUUCUCUCCGUACCACUGGCCACCGGCUGGGAAGAACGCCCAUUUCUUACUCAUAUCGUCACUAUCUGGACUCGUCAGAAGUAUACUUAUUGGAUCUACAUGCAUCUCCUUUCUGCCUCGUUUUUCGUCCUUCCAGUUAAGCAACCAAUAGUACCCAGCGGCGAGAGCCGACUUAGAGUUACGUUUCACGCGAAAAAUACGGCUGCACAGGUGAUAGGCCUGGUAGACCAAAUAUUCGCUUGGUUGGAAGAGAUCAUGGCUAUUGAGGACGGGAUGGCAGAGCAGAAGGUAACGAAAGCAGCCAGAGAAGUCUAUGCAUGGAUGAAGCGGGAAGGGCUGAAAGGAUUCGGGAUGGUGUAGUACGUAAUCUUCCGAUGCAAGAUGAUCUGUGACACAUGCAAGACUUCCACUCUGUAACUCUGCAUGAAUGAUACGCACA
Molecule: messenger RNA, 1649 nt
Organism: Cucurbitaria berberidis CBS 394.84
Lineage: Eukaryota; Fungi; Ascomycota; Dothideomycetes; Pleosporales; Cucurbitariaceae
Product: putative aminotransferase
Exons: 3
Coding region: 119-1570 (483 amino acids)
Biological process (GO): biosynthetic process
Molecular function (GO): transferase activity; pyridoxal phosphate binding
Source: RefSeq, a predicted model, not a curated record